Gastrolobium bilobum is the source of this 1065-nucleotide messenger RNA. RefSeq names its product inorganic pyrophosphatase 2-like. NCBI's taxonomy places the organism in Eukaryota, Viridiplantae, Streptophyta, Magnoliopsida, Fabales, Fabaceae. Bases 109 to 939 code for a protein of 276 amino acids. The record is from RefSeq and is a predicted model, not a curated record. The transcript is spliced from 4 exons. Gene Ontology annotation, molecular function: phosphatase activity.
UGAGAGCACAAAGAGACACCCAAAUAGAGCGUAAUUCUUGUGAAGAAGGUUUAUCCUUCUGGGUCAUUGAGAUUUCUGUCAUUCCCUUUGUUACCCUAAAAAUCAAAGAUGUCUGGAAUUGUGGUGAUUUUCGACUUUGACAAGACCAUCGUCGAUUGCGACAGUGAUAACUGGGUCAUCGACGAAUUGGGUUUCACCGAUUUGUUCAACCAGCUUCUUCCCACCAUGCCUGGGAACUCUCUCAUGGAUAGGAUGAUGAUGGAGCUUCAUUCAGAAAGGAAAACCAUUGAGGACAUUGAAGGGGUUCUGCAUAGGAUUCCUAUACACCCCAGAGUAAUACCUGCCAUUAAAGCAGCUCAUGCUUUAGGGUCUGAUUUGAGGAUUGUAAGCGACGCGAACAUGUUUUUCAUUGAGACAAUCUUGAAGCACUUGGGAAUAAGGGAAUACUUCUCUGAGAUUAACACUAACCCAGGUUAUAUUAAUGAAGAAGGAAGGUUAAGAAUCAUGCCAUACCAUGACUUUAACAAAGCUUCUCAUGGCUGCAGUUUGUGCCCUCCAAACAUGUGCAAGGGUUUAGUCAUCGAUAGAAUUCAAAAUUCAAUUUCCCCUGAUGAUAACAAGAGGUUCAUCUAUCUUGGUGAUGGUAGUGGGGACUAUUGCCCUAGCUUGAGGCUUAAAGAGAGAGACUUUAUGAUGCCAAGGAAGAACUUUCCCGUGUGGGAUUUGAUAUGUAAAGACCCUUUGCUUCUUAAGGCUGAAAUCCAUGGUUGGAGUGAUGGAGAAGAGCUGGAGCAAGUUCUAUUGCAGUUAAUCAACAGAAUUUCUAUAGAAGAAAGCGCUCAGUUCAUUUCAUCUGAUUGCAAGCUACAUACUCUAUCUAUCUCUGCUCAUGAGACUUUGCCUAAAGUUCUCACAGUUCGGCAUAAUUGCUUAGUUUAGUAUCCAUGCAAAUGUAUUAUAACUCAUGGGUCAUUUUUUAUUUUUUUUUCUUGCUCGGGAUAACAACCGAAAACUAAUUCUUUCGAGGUGGAAGAUUACAUUAAGUGAGUCAUCUUUUCUCUUUGA